Molecule: messenger RNA, 2441 nt
Organism: Corythoichthys intestinalis (scribbled pipefish)
Lineage: Eukaryota; Metazoa; Chordata; Actinopteri; Syngnathiformes; Syngnathidae
Gene: mphosph6
Product: M-phase phosphoprotein 6
Exons: 5
Coding region: 106-582 (158 amino acids)
Biological process (GO): maturation of 5.8S rRNA
Source: RefSeq, a predicted model, not a curated record
GUUUUGACCCACUGUACGUGCCGUCGUCGGCUAAUCCACGCUUUGCGCAUGCGCUGAAAGCGUUCCUUUUCACUCGCACGCUUUUCUAACUCGUCUCCUCCUAGCAUGUCGUCCGACUCGGUGAAACUGUCGAAAAAUCUUCUCCGCAUGAAGUUCAUGCAGAGAGGAUUGGACGCGGAGACCAAAGAGCAGCUGCGAGAGGACGACAAACGGAUCAUCAGUGAUCAGCACUGGUACCUGGACCUACCCCAACAAGCCGCCAAAGAGAACAUGAUCGUGGAAGAGAAAAGCGUGGUUCAGCUGGAGGAGCUUUUGUACGGCCGCGUGUCCUUCAAAGGUUUCAACCCGGAAGUGGAGAAGCUGAUGGCGUCCAUCAAUCCUCGCGGACGAGAAGAAGCCGACGUGGACAUCGGACGCAUGCAGACGGACGUGACGGACGAAGAGAUGGCUCUACGGUACGAGAGUUUAGUGGGAAGCCUGAAAAAGAAGUUCGCCAGCAAGCGCCAAAGAUCGUCCGUCGAAGAGGAGCCGGACGCCGACCGGGAUGACAAGAAGAGAAUGUUCGUCAAGCCUCGCGAUUGAGGCGUGCUCAAGAACGCUGUAAAAUAUGGACUUACAAAAAAAGCGGCGCUAAUUUAACUCUUUCAGUGCCAUUGAAGGUAGUUGUGUCCGAUCAUCCUUCUGCUGUGUAUUGAAAUGAGUUUGACACGAGUGAACCAAUGUUCAUUCGGUGCCAUGCCUCCCGCUUCAAAUGGAUUGGACAUCUGUCACUCUCGCCACUGAGUAAACAGCAGUUUACUUUCACAUUGAUAAAAUCAUUGGGUGAGAAAUAAGCUAUUUAUGACUUCAUUUGAAUGUGAAAGCAAUGAAUUUGAUGGGAAAGUUGCCCCUACCAACAUGGUCGCCCUGAGAGGCCAUUUUGGUAGGGGAGAGGAAAACCGUUUUCAUCCUUCUUUCCUGAAUUUGAAUGAGUAUCACCAGAAGACGUCCAAUCUAUUUGAAGUGGGCGGCGAAUGAAUAUUUUUUUUAAAAUUCACUGCCAACCCUCCCACGUCAACUAGAUUGGACGUCUAGUGCUGUGAAUGGCAGAUGAGUUGCGAAAUAAGUAAGUUAUGACUUCAUUUAAAUGUCAAAGCAUUUACUUGGAUGAGAAAUUCGCCCCUACCAACAUGGCCGCCCUGAGACCAUUUGUGCUAGAGGUGUUUCCAUGAAUUUCAGUUAGCUUAUCAAUCCCACUUCAAAUGGAUUGGACGUCUGUCAACGCAUUGACUUUGAUGGGAACGUUGCCUCAGGGCGGCCAUGUUGGUAGGGGCGAGGAAUGCCGUUUUCAUCCUCCUUCCCUGAAUUUGACUAUCACCAGAAGACGUCCAAUCUAUCUGAAGUGGGAUGUGUGGCGGCGAAUGAAUGUUUUUCUAAUUCGCUGCCAGCCCUCCCACGUCAAAUUGAUUGGACGUCUAGUGCUGUAAAUGGCACAUGAGUUGCGAAGUAAGCUAGUUAUGACUUUAAAUGUCAAAGCAUUUACCUUGAUGAGAAAUUCGCCCUUACCAACAUGGCCGCCCUGAGGCCAGUUGUGCUAGAGCUGUUUGCAUGAAUUUGUUAGCUUAUCACUCCCACUUCAUAAGGAUUAGACGUCUCAACGCAUUGACUUUGAUGGGAACGUGGCCUCAGGGCAGCCAUGUUGGUAGGGACGAUGAAAGGUCUUUUCAUGCUUCCCCCAUCAAUUGAAAGUUCAUCACUAGUAGACGUCCAAUCUGUUUGAAGUGGGAGGGUUGGCAACAAAUGACCCAACGUUAUUUCUGCCACCCUCCCACUUCAAACAGAUUGGACGUCUAGUGUUGUCAGUGGCAGCUCAUGAGUAAAUUAGGUUAAUAAGCUAGUUAUAACUUUUUUUUACUUCGAUGGGAAAGUUGCCCCUCCCAACAUGGCCGCCCUGAGACCAUUUUGCCCUGGAUUUCAACUAGUUUAUCACUACCACGUUAAAUGGAUUGGACGUUCAGUGCCAUGUCGUCAAUGCAUCGACUUUGAUGGGAACGUGGCCUCAGGGCGGCCAUGUUGGUAGGGGCAAAGAAAACUUUCAUGCUUCUGCCGUCAAUUGAAAUGUUUUUUACUAGUAGACGUCCAAUCUGUGAAGUUGGAAGGUUGGCAGCGAGUGAACGAAUGAUUAUUCACUGCCAACUCUCCCACUUCAAACAGAUUGGACGUCUAGCACUUGUCAAAAGGUACACAUCGAGGUAAAAAGGGGUGGAAAAUGGUCACUCUCAAAAGCUUUAAAAUGUUUGAGUUCUACUUAAAGUAUUGAUACUGAAAUGUAUCCGGAUACGGUAUUUGCAAAAGUAUUGAUACUGUGUUGCACCGUAUUACUCUUAAAUAUUGUUGUAAUUGGUGAUCGUUUUUAUAAGGAAAUCGACAGAAAUAAAAUCAAUUUAAGCAGUCUGGUAAAC